CACACAAUUCCGAGAGAGCUUUCUCCCUCGGACUUUCUUUUAACAGAGACAAAAUGGAAGGUCCGAUCUGAUUGGCUGCUCAGGACCUUUAAUAAGCAAAGCUGCUACUUUCCGCCCUCCUCCCGCCUUUGAAGUCGUGAAAUUGACAAAUUGUAACCAAACAGGGGCGCCCCGGGUUCAACCAAGCGAUCCCUCGGAGGUGGAAACGUUGCGGCGGCGGCUUCUGGCAACGUUGUCCGCGGAAGCCCCCCGGAGCCGUCGCCGCCGCCUCCCCAGCCGGCCGUUCAGUUUUUUCCUCCCCGUCCAAAACUUGUCCCACCUAUGUCCAUCUUGUGUAGGAACAGUUUGGCGCUUAGGUAAAUGUAGUCGGCAGAUUCCAAGGGAAUUUGGUCGCGCAAUUAAAGCGGCGGGGAAGCCGCGCUGGGGCGCCAGUCGGCUGGGGAAAAUGCAUGGGCCUUUAUUUGGGGCGGGGAGGCGCUACAGGGCGGCGGGGCCGGGGGCUUUGCAGCGCGUUGCAGCUGCCGUGAAUGUGCAUUCGGUUGAGGGCGGUUAGCCAUUAGCCGAGCUCCAUAGCGGUGAAUUGUGGGAUGCCUGAGAAGCAAGCAGAAAGCAGCACACACUCACACAAUAUGUGUUGGCUCGCGAAAAAAAGAGAGAGAGGAGGCAAGGAGGCUUUCAAAACCCAUGUAAUGUAACCAGCCAAAUGUGAAAGGGCGCUCGCCAUCCGCGGCAAGGAGACGAUCGGCCACCGAAUAACAAUGUCGUUCAAAGAGAUCAAGGCAGGCGAGAAAGCGAAGCACACAGAAGACCAUGGCAAAAAACAGAGUUCAAGCUGGAUCAACGGAAUGGAGAGCAGCUCCCAAGCUAGCACCUCAGCCGAGAAAAAAAAUCACCAUUGCAAAAGUUACAAGUUGAUUAUUGACCCAGCUUUGAAAAAAGGACAGCACAAACUCUAUCGUUAUGAUGGGCAGCAUUUUAACAUUCCUAACUCUGGUCUUGCCCCAGUGGAUUGUGUCAGAGAUCCCAGGAUAGGACGAAUAUGGACCAAAACCAAAGAGCUGGAGCUUUCUGUCCCUAAAUUUAAGAUUGAUGAAUUUUAUGUGGGGCCCGUGCCUCCCAAACAAGUCACAUUUGCCAAGCUGAAUGAUAAUAUCCGUGAAAACUUCCUCAUGGACAUGUGCAAAAAAUAUGGUGAAGUGGAAGAAGUGGAGAUCCUCUACAACCCCAAGAACAAAAAGCACCUUGGAAUUGCCAAAGUGAUCUUUGCCACAGUCAAAGGAGCCCGAGAAGCUGUACAGCACCUGCACAAUACCUCUGUCAUGGGCAACAUCAUCCACGUGGAACUGGAUACGAAAGGUGAAAAACGUCUGCAUUUCUAUGAGCUACUUGUAAAUGGACUCUACACUCCUCAGACCCUUCCUGUAGAAAAUGAGCCAGAUGUUUCACCCACUAUGAAUGAAACACUGCAGUUGGUUGAUACCCUGAAACGUCUAAAAGACAACAGCCUUUCUUCCACGGGAUCAUCAACUACUCCAAACAGUAGCACCCCAUUUUCCCAUGAUACGGCCUUUUCCAGUUGUCGGCAAGACACCCCAAACUCUUUCAGCCAAUUUACCCCCCAGUCCCAGGGCACCCCUCUCACCCCACGCAUGGGGACUCCAUUUUCCCAAGACUCGGCAUACUCUAGUCGUCAGACGACACCAGCUUACCAUUUCAGGCAGGACUCUACCUAUAAGCCCAGGAGACACGAAACAAAAUUUACUGAUGCCUACAAUAGACGUCCAGGUCACCACUAUGUUCACAAUUGUGCAGGUGCUUUUCGAGGGUCAGAGCAUCAGUUUAGUGCAUUCAAACCCCAUCAGCAAGAGACUGUGCAAUAUUCCCACACUCCCCCUUUGAGUCAGUCGGGGUCUUCAACUUACAAAUCGGCCUUCUCUCCAUACCAAGCCCCAACUACAUAUUCUCAGCCUGAAGAACCGCCCCUUCCCCCAGAGUCUAGAGAAGUCGAGUGCCAGCGACCUCCACUGCCUCCAACAGAGUCACCAGUUAAAAACAGCACGGCUGCCACCACUGAUUUUGUCCCUGUGAAGGAAAAACCUGAGGAUCCUCCGCCCCUCCCAGAGUCAAACAGUCUUAAUGAACCAGCUGUGGUACCCUUCUCACAGACUCCUGAAAGGAGUGAGACUCCAGGCACCCCAACGAUGGAAGCAGAAAUUCAACGUAACAGUUUGGACUCCAGGAUUGAGAUGCUCUUGAAAGAGCAGAGAACAAAGAUAUGUUUUUUCAAUGACCAUGACUCAGACAAUGAGAUUCGAAUGGAAGGAAGUCCAAUUUCUUCCUCCUCCUCCCAGCUUUCCCCAAUUCCAACAUUUGGUUCCAGUUCUCAGCCCAGUCACAGGGCACAAACCCCAUCCUCACGUCCCUCCAGCACUGGCUUGGAGGACAUUAGCCCGACGCCAUUACCAGAUUCUGAUGAUGAAGAGCCAGUUCUUGGAAUGGUUUCUCUCUGUCAGAAUUCCAGAGGAAUGUCAGAUGCCAGCAUGACUUCUGUUGACCAGCUGUGUAGGACGCCUAAAACCGAAUCCUCUGAGACUAAAGAAAUGCUGCCUGGUAACCAGAGUCCAGUAUCAGAAAAAAUGGAAGAGUGUCAUCCAUCUUCAGGCGAGGACAUGGAGAUCUCCGAUGAUGAAAUGAACCCAUCUCCCAUCACAAGCACAGAAUGUGCCAAAAACAUUGUGGUGAAUACCUCAGUCAGCAACUCUGGUGUGAUGGCUCCCUCAAUCCCCAUGCCUCCACCCGGGUAUCCUCCUCUGCCUCCACCACCUCCGCACCAGCCAGGCUUUCCGAUGCCCCCACCUCUCCCCCCUCCACCACCUCCACCAACACACCCAACAGUCACCGUCCCGCCUCCCCCCCUUCCUGCCCCUCCUGGGGUCCCCCCGCCUCAUAUCUUGCCUCCCCUCCCUCCGUUCCAUCCUGCCAUGUUCCCCAUCAUGCAAAUGGACAUGAUCAGCGUCUUAAGCAACCAGUGGGGUGGCAUGUCCAUGUCUUUUCAAAUGCAAACCCAGAUGUUGAGCCGCAUGAUGCAAGGGCAUAACACGUACCAGUACCACCCUUUCAUGGGAAACCGGAUGCAGUUUGUGAAUCUUCCUCCUUACCGACACUUCUCAAUGGGUGCAACUAUUGGCCGGGGGCAGCCCUGGCCACCUUUGCCCAAGUUUGACCCUUCUGUCCCCCCACCGGGUUAUGAGCCCAAGAAGGAAGAUCCGCACAAGGCCACUGUGGACGGUGUCCUAUUGGUGAUUGUGAAGGAAUUAAAAGCAAUCAUGAAAAGGGAUUUGAACCGGAAGAUGGUGGAGGUGGUGGCCUUCCGGGCAUUCGAUGACUGGUGGGAUAAGAAGGAACGUCUGGCAAAGGCAUCUCUUACUCCGGUAAAAUCUGGAGAGAAUAAAGAUGAGGAAAAGCCAAAACCAAAGGAUCGCAUCACAUCUUGUCUCCUGGAGAACUGGCAUAAAGGAGAGGGUCUCGGCUAUGAAGGGAUUGGCCUGGGCAUUGGCUUACGAGGAGCCAUCCGGCUACCAUCUUUCAAGGUAAAACGAAAGGAGCCACCUGAAGCAGCCUCAGCAGGAGACCAGAAAAGAAUCCGCCCCUCCCCGUCAGUCGAUGAUGAAGACGAAGAAUCUGAACGAGAUCGAGACCUUCCAGAUGCAACGUCUGACAUCUCCAAGAAGGAUGUAGAUAGUGUUGGCCUCAGACGAAGACCUGCACGACCACUGGAGCUAGACAGUGAAGGAGAGGAGGAGGAUUCAGGCAAAGAGGAGGAGGAAGAAUCCUCUUCGGAAAAGGAGGCCGAGCAGGAGGAAGAGGAAGGAGUGAUGAAAUCAGUGUCAGUUAAGGAGGAAGAAGAGGAGGAAGAUGCUAAUGAAGAGGAAGAAGAGGAGGAGGAAGAAGAAGAAGAUGAUGAUGAUGCUGAAGUAGAAACAAGUGAAAAGGAGGAAGAGCAGGAUUCUGAAGAAGAAGAUAUCGGAAGCCCUGCCUCCUCAAGGGCAGAGAUUGAGUCAUCCGAUGAAAGUGACGAAUCCUCGGAAUUUGGAACAAGUUCUGAUUCCGAUGAAGAUGAAGAGGAGGAAGAUGAUGAUGAGGAGGAGGAGGAGGAGGAUGACAAUGCAGGGGUGUCUAUGGAGCAAGAAAGAGAAGCUGUGCCCGUGGAAAUAACAGUGGAGUCUAUCGCGCAAGAGCCUGAGGAUGACGACGAUGAGAAGGAGACCAUCCUGGAAUUGUUUCCAGUAGAAGAUGACGUGUACAUGCAGGGGGCUCCCCUAGCACAGGUGGAACCUUCUAUGCCGGAAGGAGAGGAACUCAAGGAAGAACCCCAACAAGUGGAAGAGGAAAGUGGUGAAGUCCCUGAGGAAUCUCUUGCUGCCGAGGCGCUGAUGGUGAUGGAGCAAACUGAAGAGAAGAUACAACAGUCCCCUGCAUGUCUGCCAGUGGAGGAAUCCGAACAAGAUACUGAGCUGGAACAUGAGGUGCUAGAUAGUCCAAAGCCAGACUCUCAAGAGGAAGAAAACUUCCGUCCACCCACACCAGUAGGGCUCUUUGGAGGGGUCUUGUCUAGCAAAACCUCAUUUUUUACCAAGUCUGAUGAUAGUAGUUUAGAAGCCCAAGCAAAAAGCAAACAGCGCUCUGCAGAGGAGGAAGAACAGCAGCAUCCUCGAACUCCUGGACGGGAUGUCCUGGCGCAUAUGGAGUCUUCUGCUCUUCCCGCUUAUACGGUGCCACCCUCUUCACUUCCCCUCCCAUCCAUCGUGUCUGUGAAAGAGGAACCGUUGCUCCUUCCAGACAAGUUCCCCGAACAAGCAAUUUUGACCAAACCAUCAGUGGAGGAAGAGCUCCCACGGACUCCAGGGCGGGACAUUUUAGCCAAGUGCUCCCACAGCCUCUCCAAGUCCCAGAGCACAGACACUGUCCCAGCCACACCUGGUAGUGAUGCUCCUCUCACAGGAAGCAGCUUGACUUUAAGUUCCCCUCAAGUCCCAGGGAGCCCCUUUUCCUACCCAUCCCAAUCGCCGGGGGUCACCAGCGGCAUCCCCCGGACUCCAGGCAGGGAUUUCACUUUCACGCCUACCUUCCCAGAGCCUGGUGCUACUCACCCUUGCCUCUUGUCGGUCAAGAAACUUUCUGAGGAUGAAUCUGAUGAGAAAAUCUUUAAAGAGCCUCUUGGUGCUUCCUUAUUGAACAGUGUCCCCUCCCCCAUUCCCUUUGCUAACCCUCCUGUCCCCACUCUCCACACACAUAUUGACUUGUCUCCCAACCAGCAGUUGCCGCUUGCUGUUCGGCCUCAUGUGUUCAUGGAAUCAAAGAUGUCUUCAGAAGAGUCCAGUGCAGACAGAAGGGCCCUUUUGCCCUUCCCAGAAGCACCUGCUACAUCCCCUCCUCUCAGUCCGCCACUUCCCCCUUCUUCAUCCAUCCUGCCCAUCAGAAGGAAACCCGGUCGGCCCAAAAGAUCAUCUCCUCUAGGCCCUAUGUUGGACGCCUAUUCCAGCAAGCCCCUCGAGCCACCUCUUCUUCCAAUCCCAGUUGCCUUGACUGAAAACGCUGUGAGCAAAGAGCUGUUAAGUGGCCACCCAGAUGCAUUCUAUUCUCUGAAGGACCCAGAAGCUGUUACCCUGGACUUCAGGAAUGAGGGCUUCCACGACAAGGUAGCACCAGACAUUUUAGCUGAGAAGCUGCCCUUUAAGGAGCUGGAGAACCAGUGGAAUGAGGACUACAAAGAGGAAGAAGCUCUCUUGAAGUCCAAAAGGCAGUGGAGGCGCCAGAAGAAGAGGCCAGAAGAUGUCCCGACAGUCCCUUCUCCAGAAUAUUCCCCGCAUCAGUAUCACUUUAGACCCCGCUCCGAGUUUGAGGAGAUGACUAUUUUGUAUGACAUUUGGAAUGGGGGCAUAGACGACGAGGACAUCCACUUCCUGUGUGUUACAUACGAUCACUUGUUGCAGCAAGACAAUGGGAUGGACUGGCUCAACGACACCCUUUGGGUAUACCAUCCUUCAACCAGCUUUUUGACCCCAAAGAAGAAGAAACGGGAUGAUGGGAUGCGAGAACAUAUGACAGGCUGUGCCCGAAGCGAAGGCUAUUAUAAAAUCGACAAGAAGGACAAGCUGAAAUACCUCAACAACAGCCGAGCGUUUGCCGAGGAGCCUCCCGCUGACACGCAGGGAAUGAGCAUCCCUGCCCAGCCACAUGCUUCCACCCGGGCUGGCUCGGAGAGGAGGUCAGAGCAACGCAGGCUCCUGUCAUCUUUCACCGGAAGCUGCGAUAGCGAUCUACUAAAAUUCAACCAACUCAAAUUCCGGAAGAAAAAGCUAAAAUUCUGUAAGAGCCACAUUCAUGACUGGGGACUGUUUGCAAUGGAGCCCAUCGCUGCUGACGAGAUGGUGAUUGAGUACGUGGGCCAGAACAUCCGGCAGGUAAUUGCCGACAUGCGAGAGAAACGCUAUGAGGAUGAAGGCAUUGGAAGUAGUUACAUGUUCCGAGUUGACCAUGACACUAUUAUAGAUGCAACCAAGUGCGGAAACUUUGCCCGGUUUAUUAACCACAGUUGUAAUCCAAAUUGUUAUGCUAAAGUCAUCACUGUGGAGUCUCAGAAGAAGAUAGUCAUCUAUUCGAAGCAGUACAUCAACGUGAACGAGGAAAUUACCUACGACUACAAAUUUCCAAUCGAAGAUGUCAAGAUUCCCUGUCUUUGUGGCUCUGAGAACUGCAGAGGGACCCUGAAUUAAACCUGAGGUUUCUUGCCACGCAUUGGUUCUGUCUGAACUGUGGUUACCAAGGGUGGUUGCACUUUUUGCCAAAAAAAGGAGGAAGGAAAGCAAGAAAGCAAAGGAAAGCAAGAAAGAGAAGAAAGCCCGCUCAGCAGUCCUGUGGCGACAGGGGAAGCGCAAACGGCAGACACGCACACGUGGACUCUUCAACUUGCUGGUGCUUUUCAUCUUCUGCUCAGAUCCCUCCUCGCCCCCCCCCCCCCCCCCCCCGUUAUGAAGAGUCAGUGGCACCAGAAAUCAAAACACUAUCUCUACCCCUCCCUCUGCUCGGUCCAGAAUGGUGUUGCUCUCACGGGUAGAGUAAGGUACCUAUUAUUGUUUGAAAACGUUCCUCUUUCUGUACAAUGCUGCUACCUUUUCCUCAUUAAUUUUGUUCGUUGGGUAGGGAGGAGAAAACGUUUUUUUAAAUGUGAAGCAGAGACUGAAAACAAGAGGCCACAAACUGGAUGGGAGCUGGAUGUUUUUGCACACAGUACAAGCUGCGAAGGGAGCGCCCGGUUGUGUUUCAGGGCAGGCUGGAGAUUUCGGUCAGGAUUCGUCAUGUCGUGAGCAGGGGUUCUCUUUACAAUGAGCCCAGACAUGGCAAUUUUGAGAUAUUGUUUCCACACUUUGCUAUUAUUUUAGUCUUGUGCUAUUCAGUUGAAUUCACUGGUCUUCAAAAGUGUCUGCCUUUAAAAUUGACAAGAGAGAAAAUAAUAUAAGUAGAGCCAAAGUGAAUGCUGUCUCAGUCAUCCCACUAACACCAUUUGGUGGUUGGUGGCCCGUGUGGUCUUGAUCGCUCUCUUAUCCUACUUUCAACUGAGGUGGGAGAAUUUUGCUUGCAAAUUCUCCUUGGAACCGCUUAUUAGAUGCAACAACUUCACCCUGCUUCCUUCAGCUCAUAAAGCGGGCUGAACCUCCACCCUCCAAUUCCUAAAGGCUAAGAGGACCAGGCCUUCUGAAUCAAUACAAGCCGCCUUUGGUUUCCAGCAGGAUUGUUUCCCUUGACCCCUUGUGAUUGGAUGGUCUGAAUCUUAUGUAAGCAUGGAGGAUGAAGAUUUGCAAGGUCUUGGUUGGAUUAAGCCAUCUUGUUUAUUUGGUGCAUCUUCCUUCUUACAGAAUUCUCUUCUUGGCGUACCCGUGUGUAGCUUUGGAGACUUUCCAUCCUUGAGAAGGCCAUGUACAUUUUGUUGGUUUCAGAACCAGUGCCCUUGUCAGUCAGCCUGCUGGCCUGUUUUGUCCUCUUUCAUGUCUCAGCAUGACCUGUCAGGAAAUUAUUCUGCACAGAUGCCAUUGAACAUGAAUGUGGCUGCUGGUGCAAGAGGAGUUCUAUGUAGAUUCCUUGGGAAAUCUGGCAAUACUAGCUGUCACCAUGAUUCUCCUGGUUAAUCUUGGCCAGAACUUCCUGGCAUAGCAGUUCUCAUCUCUAGCAUGCUCUGACACACUCUCAUAUGCUAUAAUUGGGGUGAAAGAAUAAGUGCAGAGUUGCAAACUUGCAGAACUUUGGGUUUGUGAAAGUGUUUUAUUUUACAGGAGAGUACACAUGUAAAAACAAAAGUACAUUUGGAGACCCUCAGACCCGGGUAGGCGUCCAAUCCUUGGAAGACUCUAAGGGAGAGAAAUCUUGGGUGAAGACUGUCCGCUGUGCUGGCCCACCCCCAAAAAGGAAGCACUUUGUCUUCAUGAAAUGAAGAAUCGCCUUAUCUAGGCUUUGAUAUAUUAAUUGGAUUAUUUUCUGGCCUCUCCUGAGGAGCCUCACCUUGUUCCCAAACGGAGCACCAAAAUCUCGUCUGUCCAUCCCAAGCCUUGUGCUUCACAGGCCGACUUCAACCUGGUUUCCACUAGAAUUAGCUUGAAAAUCCCCGGCCUGCCUUGGCUUCACAAUAAUUCCUUCCCCAUCCUGCCCAUUUCCAGAUUGAGGUGGGACUUUAGGGGGAAACUCGCUCCGCCUGGCAGAUAUUUAUAUUGUCAAAGCAGCUUAUUUCUACACCACACAAAAAAAUAUUUUUCAAACUCUGGUGGAAAAUUGUUUCAGUUCUAUCAUUUGCGACCUAUUUUCAGGGAUCAUUUCAAUGCAUUUCUGUAUGAAAACCUUUUUUUAAAAAAAGAUUUAAAAAAUUAAAAUUUGAAGUUGGACACAUCAUCUGUACAUAGGCAACUGUUCGGAUUCUUCUCUUCGAACACUGUUUCUUGUAGAAACAUGUUGAUUUUUGUUUCAUUUUGUUUUUGGCUGUUUCCUUUGUACUUCAAAAGCAUGUAAAUAAUUUGUUUAAAGUGACUAUUGUAGCUUGGAGUUCUUUUUUUAAAAGGUGCCGGCACUAAACAUCCAGAGAAGAGUGGGAGGUGGAGGUGGAAGCAGCUCUGAGGAAAGGAAGCUGGCUGCAUUUACAGCUUGUGUCAAGCUAUGUAUAAUGUAAAUUCUGUACAAAAGAACUUUUUUUGUCAAAUACGUAGAGCAAACUAGAAAGAUUAAGAAGCUGAAGAUUUUAAAAAAUGCCAAGUUUGAGGCUUUUUUAAUUUGCCUUUCUGAUACCUUAACGUGCAAAUCUAUUUAUUUCAGACAAGAAUGUGUAUAGUCUAUUAAUGACAACCUAAAAUGUAUUUAAGCAGAUCUGCAACUUGAUUUUUUUUUUCAAAUUUAAUCUUCUAUUUUAUAACUUUCCUCCUUGAUUACCAACAUAGUAUUUGUAGAAGCAAAUCUAUCUGGAGCUCCCAAGUGCUCCAGAGCACAUGGAGAGCUUCACAGGAGCAGAGGCCUUACUGUAGGGGUGGCCAACCUAUGGUGCUCCAGAUGUUCAUGGACUACCAUUCUCAUCAGCGCCUGCUAGCAUGGCCAGUUGGUCAUGACGGCAGGGGCUGAUGGGAAUGGUAAUCCAUUAACAUCUGGAGCACCAUAGGUUGGGCAACCCUGCCUUGCUGUCUACAAUGUGGGCGGCUGUUCCUGUGAAGCUCUGUGUGCGUUAUCAGAGCCCAUGUAUGCCUUCACGCUGGAGUUGCUGGAUGAGGACAAUUGUUUGGGGGUAGGGCAGGGAGGAGAACAAAUGAUACCCUAAAUUCAGGAGGUAGUUCUUGGAAAGGAAAUCUUGUGAAGGGGAGACUCCGUUCCAUCCCAGUCCUGAUAGUCCCUGUCUGAUGGAAUCUCUAAAAGAGUGGUUUUUAAUGCACAGUGUGACAGAGAAGGACCUCCUUUAAAAGGGGGAAGGGAAGUGGUUUGCAAUAAACAUCUGCUUUUUAUGUUCCUUUCUGGGGGGAAAAAUCUCUGCUUUUGAGAUUUAGAAUUUUAAAAGAUUUUGUUCCCUUUUGUUUAAACAACUGUAUAAAUUUAAGAUUAUUCUGUGCAUUUAGGCUCUGUCAUCGGUAUGUACCUUGUUUUGAAGAACGUGUGUUUUUUUGUGGGUGUGUCAUGCUGUACAUAUUUGUUCAUAUUUUUUGUGAAUUGAAUACUAUGUACCAUUGUAUUAUAGUAACUUUUAUAAAGCAAACCAUAAAUAUACUGACUUUUCUUACAGAAAA
This is a messenger RNA of Sphaerodactylus townsendi, 10310 nucleotides long. RefSeq names its product SET domain containing 1B, histone lysine methyltransferase (gene SETD1B). Gene Ontology annotation, molecular function: protein binding; RNA binding; histone H3K4 methyltransferase activity. The record is from RefSeq and is a predicted model, not a curated record. Lineage: Eukaryota; Metazoa; Chordata; Lepidosauria; Squamata; Sphaerodactylidae. Bases 759 to 6776 code for a protein of 2005 amino acids. The transcript has 18 exons. Gene Ontology annotation, cellular component: Set1C/COMPASS complex.